CAAAGGUCAAAAAGUCCCUUCGUUUUUAUUAUUAUCCCUCCCUCUCCCUCCCUCCUCCUCCUCCUCCUCCUCGUCUUCUUCAUUGUCUCUUCAACAAAUCUUAGAUUCAGAAAUUUCAAUCCCAUGUAAAAUCUCUGACAUUUCUGUUAGAUCUCUAAUUCAGUUGUAGAAAGGGAUUUGCUUCUUCUUUUUUUUUUGGUUCACCGUUAAGUUAUAGAGACAAGAAGUAGAGACAUUCCAAGUUCUUGUCUUUAUUGUUGUUUCGUUUCUGGAGAAUUUUGUAAUAAAAAAAUGGGAGCACCGAAACAGAAGUGGACAUCGCAAGAGGAAUCAGCUCUUAAAGCUGGAGUUCUCAAACAUGGCACUGGCAAAUGGCGCACCAUUCUCUCCGAUCCUGAGUUCACUUCUGUUCUCAAGUCUCGCUCUAAUGUUGAUCUCAAGGACAAAUGGAGGAACAUAAGUGUAACAGCUAUAUACGGAUCUAGGAAGAAGGCUAAGCUUGCACUUAAAAAAAAUCCUACCGCUCAUGAUGAUGAUAACGCUACUGCUCUUACCAUUGUUGCUAUCGCUAAUGGUCAACAGAUUUCUCCUCCUCCUCCUCCUCCUGUGGUUUCUUGUUUACCACCACCAAGAGAUUUUGAAGGACUCUAUACUAGUGUGGAUAAGAUGAUAUUGGAGGCUAUUACUAACUUUAAGAAACAUUUGGGUCCUGAUGGAAAGUCUAUCUUGCUCUAUGUAGAGGAGAAACACAAUAUGCAACCUGAUAUGAAACGGCUUGUGACUUCAAGACUUAAGCAUUUGGUUAAUGUUGGAACACUAGUUAAGAUAAAGCACAGAUACAGGAUUUCUAGGAACCAUGCGGCUGCAGGAGCAAAUCAAAGCUCUCCUCGAAGCCUUUUGGAAGGAAACAAGGAGAACGAUGUUCAAAAUCUAAGUAGAUCACAGGUAGGUGGAGAGGUGUUUAUGAUAAAUGGCAUGACAGCACAAGAAGCUGCUGCAGCUGCAGCAAGAGCCGUGGCGGAAGCAGAGUUUGCAAUAGCAGAAGCUGAAGAAGCGGCUAGAGAGGCAGAUAAAGCCGAAGCAGAGGCUGAAUCUGCACACAUUUUUGCCAAAGCUUCAAUGAAAGCUUUGAAGUAUAGGAUGCAAUGUAGUGAGACAAGAUAAUGUCAAAGUUUGAAUUUUGCAUCUCUGCAGUAUUUUUUUGGGAUUAGGAACAGUGUAUAUUCUGCAGGUUGUAAUGUGUUCUAACUCAGAAGAUUAUGUAAAACAAUUUGUCCAUUGUUCUGUUUAUCUUUUCUUUGUAGUAACUUCACAAGGUUUCUCGUAGAAACUGGUUUGAAGAGAAAUAAAUAAAGCCUUUCGA
This is a messenger RNA of Eruca vesicaria subsp. sativa (arugula), 1363 nucleotides long. Lineage: Eukaryota; Viridiplantae; Streptophyta; Magnoliopsida; Brassicales; Brassicaceae. The record is from the annotation of a GenBank genome assembly.